This is a messenger RNA of Fraxinus pennsylvanica, 624 nucleotides long. NCBI's taxonomy places the organism in Eukaryota, Viridiplantae, Streptophyta, Magnoliopsida, Lamiales, Oleaceae. The record is from the annotation of a GenBank genome assembly.
AUGCAAGAAAUCGUGGAUGAGUCCGCCGACAUUGAGAUCCGACCCGAAUCCCAGCACAACCUUGGUCACCAGCCUGACUUCGUCGAGGUUAAGGUACCAGCUAAAAAGGGAGGAGUAGUAGUCAAGCCUCCAGUGAAAGAAUCUAGUAGUUCUGAAGAAGAAUCAUCUUCUGAUGAUAAGCCUGCUAAAGGAAAGGUUGCUGCUAGAAAUGGUGUGGCCAAAAAUAGCAAACAAUCUAGCAGUUCAGAUGAGGAUGAAGUUCCUAAAACAAAGCUACCAGCUGCUAAGAAUGGAACUGUAGAGUCUGAUUCGGAUGAUGAAAGUAGUGAUUCAGAAGAGGAUGCUAAAGCACUUACGAAACGUCCUGCUGCAUCUAAGAGCAGCAAUGAGUCUGACUCGGAUGAGGAUGUUGCAGCAACCAAGAAAGUUCCUGCUACUGUGACUAAAAAUGCUCCUGUUGCAGCUUCAAAGAAGGAUGAGUCGAGCAGUGAUGAUGAAAGUUUAGAAGAUGAUCCUCAAAAGAAAAAGCAGAAAGUCCCAGAUGUUGGUGUGAAAACAACUGGUCUUGCGCCAACAAAGGAGACUGUGGCUCUUGCUCCGGUUAUACCUCUCCUGGAAAAGUGA